CUCGCUGCCUCUCUGGGCCCUUUGCAGAACCAGAAGCUGCUUCUGGAAAACCAGCUCCUGCGGGAGAAGACAUGCAGCCUUUCUCUGGAGAACCGGGAGCUUCGCUGCCGCUUGGGUUUGGAUGUGCUGAAGACAGAGAACGAGAGCGAGUCCAAGCAGGUGCAGGCCCAGCAGUCACCAGUUCUGACAGCUUCCACAUGGAUUCUGAUGGCAAUGACUCUUCAGACUCUGAGUCUGAUCUCCUGUUGGGCUUUCUGGACAGUUUGGACCCAGAGAUGUUUCUCAAAUAUGCCGAUUCAGAGUCAGCGUGCCUGGAAAAGCUGGAGGAAGAGAUCUGCAGAGAAACAAAUUCCAUACCAGCCUCCCCCUCUCCCUCUUUGGGGUCCCCAUCAGCUAAGUUGGAGGCCAUUAAUGAACUCAUAAGGUUUGAUCAUGUAUACACCAAGCCCCUAAUCUUGGAGAUUCCUGUUAAAAUGGGCAACCAAACCAAUAUGCUAGUGAAAAUAGAGGAAGUAUCUCUCUCUCAAUCUGAAGAUAAAGCUAUCCCUGAGACCCCAGUAUCUGUGAAGGAGGAACCUGUAGACAGCUUCAUGCCUGAACUGGGCAUCUCUCAUCUGCUUUCCUCUCAUCACGGCCUUGCAGCCUCAAGCUAUCUGUUGGAUGCCUGUAGUGACUCUGGAUAUGAAGGAUCCCCAUCACCCUUCAGUGACAUGUCCUCUCCACUUGACACUGACCAUGCUUGGGAGGAUUUUUUUGCCAAUGAACUCUUUUCCCAGUUGAUCAGUGUCUGACUUGGUAGUGUUAACUCUCCUUGGAUAACUAUACCGGUAGGAUAACAGGACAUUCCCCUUCUAGGGAGGGGGAGGGAGAAGCAAGUUUCUUCAGAAAAAAGUGUUGCUCACUUCUCCCCCGAAUGCUAGUAGUGAUGGCCAAUGCAUUUCUCCUGGGAUGAGACAAGUAAAUUCUCUUCUUCCCCCUGCCCCAAAGGCAAAAUGAACGUUGCCUAAUGAGGAAGGAAAUUUGUUCUCUCAGUAACUUGCCAGUUCUGGAGGAACCUGAAAAUUGGAACCUUGUUGAUGCUUAAAAGCGAGAUUUCUAAUACCAAAAGCUUUGGGAUGUUUGUGUAGACAGCUGGGUUAAAACUAAAUAGGCUGUGUAUCUUACAGAUUUAUUAUGUUAAUGCUUGUUUUCCAUUUGCUAUGUAGAGUUGCUUUCUCCAUUUUAAUAUUUAAAUGUACCUGUGCAAUUAAAGUGCAAUGCAGCUCAUGAUUCA
Molecule: messenger RNA, 1273 nt
Organism: Struthio camelus australis
Lineage: Eukaryota; Metazoa; Chordata; Aves; Struthioniformes; Struthionidae
Source: RefSeq, a predicted model, not a curated record